Molecule: messenger RNA, 8798 nt
Organism: Clarias gariepinus (North African catfish)
Lineage: Eukaryota; Metazoa; Chordata; Actinopteri; Siluriformes; Clariidae
Gene: shroom2b
Product: shroom family member 2b
Exons: 9
Coding region: 482-4540 (1352 amino acids)
Biological process (GO): actin filament organization
Cellular component (GO): cortical actin cytoskeleton; adherens junction; apical junction complex
Molecular function (GO): actin filament binding
Source: RefSeq, a predicted model, not a curated record
ACAACUUUACAAGUGACUGUUCUACUCCGUGAAAUUUAUUUUAGUUAUUAUACACACGUCUAAGAGUAUUCUAACAGUGAUGUAGGGUAUGCGCAGCGGAGGAUAUUUCAGUGAGGUAAGUCACUGUAUGGUUCAACAGCGUACAAGAGGAAUAGAAGUGGGUUUGGAUGUUUUCCCACUGGGUAUAUGGAACCAGGAAAGAGGAAUUCAUUGGGAGCAUACAGAUUCACCAUGACGGAGUGGAUACUGAACUUACAGCAUGGAUAUAACAACCAGAAACAGGUGUCUAUGAGGGAGUGGAUGAAGACAAUCCAUGAUGUCUAAGGAUCAUUUAAAUUUAGGGCUAUGCGUGAUACUGUAUGAAGGACACUUCUCAAGAUCUGCAUUAUCUGCCAGAGUUCCACAGUAACAUCUGCUCUCAUGUGUGGACAUCAACAUAGCAUCACUUGUCAGUAUCUCUCCUGAAGUCUGUUCUAAAAAUAUGGAUGUUGUAGGUACACGUCCAUUACUUGAAGUUCCAUCAGAAGAGCCCAGGUCUAAGACUCUUGAAGACAUGGACACAUGGAGGUCCAUGGAGCGGCACGCUGGACCAGUUGGGGAAAACUGGGUGCUGGUGGAUGUGGUUCUCACUGGAGGAGCUCCAUGGGGAUUUACUCUGAGAGGAGGUCUGGAAUACCAAGAACCACUGAUUAUUACAAAGGUGGAGGAGGGCAGCCGAGCCGCGUUGGGCCAGCUCCAGGUUGGUGAUGAGAUUGUCAAUAUUAAUGCUGUGCCUCUGAGCGGCUACAGACGGGAGGCUAUCUGCCUGGUCAAGAGCUCCUUCAAAACUCUGGCGUUGGGGUUGAAACGGAAAAAUGAGCCUUUAUGCAGACCUCACUCUUGGAAUUCUUCCAAAGUCUUUGAAAAUUCGUCAGAAGUUCAUGAGGCUGAAGAUGCUACUGUGCUUGAACCUGUGUGGCAGGCAAAGCAAAAUGGAGGUUCUUCCUCAAAUCUCUUCAUCAGUUGUUGGGGUCAGACAAAUCGUCAGCAUGUGUCAUGCGAUUUGAGUUCAGUGGGCAACAUGGAACUUCCACAGCGCUCCCCUAACACACAUGACAUUGGAGUAGAAAAUUUUGCAACCGCAAAAAGUGGUGAUAAACAUAAUUCUGGAUAUAGAGGAUCUCCUUCUUGCACAUCUGAACAGAAUUUGUCAGAAAGUGCAGCCAAGUCAGAGUGUAUGUUUUAUCAGGGCAGCCAAAGUGAACACCACAGAUACCUUCAGAUUCCUGUGAGUAAUGAAGGUGGUAACUCCAAGACCGAUGACCAGGCUGAUUCCAGAUUCCUCACCUCUGGAAGAUUGGAUAUUAACCCUGUGUGGCAUGCUCCAGAGAAGUCUUCAGCAACUUACCUGCCACCUCCCACAGAUCCCCCUUUACACAAUGACAGCUUCACUGCAGCCAGUCCAAAAGUAUUAAGCAGUCAAUAUUUAAAUGGACCACCUGCACAAUACCAUCAGAAAUCUAAUAGUAGAGUUACAGACAGGCAGAUUGAUGACUACCACUUCAAUGAACAAGGACACCAACUCCAGCAUAGCUAUAACCCACCAUCUAAGAAAGAUUUUCUACAUGUUCACCAAUCAGAAAAUGAUCUGAAUACUACAAAGCUUUAUUCCUUAUCUAGUACUGAUGUAAGACAAGGCCAGAACCCUUUUUCUUGUCAACCUCAACAUCAACGACAGCAUAGUGAUGAAAGUACAUUCUACCUUCAUCCCAGAAACACAUUUGCAACCAAAAUGCAGAGUGUUGGCAACUACUACUACAGCUUGGAGGAUCUUCCCAUAAAUGUGGGUUUUGAGAAGAAAACUGGAAGUGCCACAGGGUCUCUGUCUAGCACAGCUCUUGACAACAGCUCUGAUGGAAUGGCUAAUUAUCGCUACUUAUGCAUCACUUCUGAGGAGCCCACAGAAGAGUUUCCAGAUGGAAUUGGAGAACAUAAAUGGAGACCAGAAUCAGAGCCUAUACAUAAUAUCAGUGAGAGGAUCCCGGCAAACUGUCAAAGAACAAAUAAAUUGAAGUGCCUUCUGACUUCCCCGCAGGCACUUGAGAACAAAAGCUACAAACACACAGUCAGUCCUCCAAAAUUAGAAGCCUUUAGUCCAGCAAUAAUAAAGUCCAACUCUCUGAAAAAAGAGAAUGAAAAUCCAUGGAGAGCAAUCCACAGCAACAAUUUAACGAACCAACAGGCAGAGCAGAGAUAUCUCUACAGCAGAGAGCACAAAUAUAACCAAAGUAGCCCUUGGAUCUCCAAGAAUGGACACAAAAUCUGCCCUCAGAAGACCCCAUUGUUACAUUAUUUAGCUCAUGAAAACAAGAUUCUGGCUGAGAGUAACAUGGUCACAACGAAAGGAUGCACACUGCAAGAAAAACCCGAUCCCAUAAGUAGCAAACAAGGAAGGCGAAGUGACCGUUAUGCAACUACUUUGCUCAAUGAGAUACAAGAAAAGCGAGCCCAGCUUCAAAAGAGCCGGAGUGCUGCUACCUUAAAUUGUCUUGGAGAAUGUGAGGAGGACCAAGAUAUCUGGAAGUCCACAGAGACCUCUACAUCCUCUUCAGAUGGAUCUUUUACAAGUACCUACAAGGACCACCUGAAAGAGGCACAAGCCAAAGUUCUGCAGGCCACAUCAUUUAAAAGGAGAGAUCUGGAGCUUCCUAAGAAUGAAACAUUUCAAGGUCAGUUAAGUAAAAUAUCUGAUUCUUCCAGUGGUCAUGUCUCACGCAUUGGAAGUCGAAAACGUUUCCCCUUGGACAAAAGAGUCCAUUCUUUCUCAGAGCCAGACAAGAUCAAUGAAUUGGGCAUAGAAGAAACAGCCUCACAACAAGCUGCUCUUAGCUCAUUUGUAGAUAGAUUUAAGUUUUUUGAAGGAGCUUCUAGACCAACAUUCUCCAAACCUAUUCCAAAGAAAUCCCAACUCAACCCCAGUAAAAGCAUCAGUGGAGGACAAAAUAUGUUUGCUUUACAUGUAUGUAAAAAUGACAAAAAGCCUCCAUCAAAAGAGCAGCUCAGUACAUACAAAUAUAACACCACAGCUGAAGAGCAGCAGCGAUUGGGCACUUUUGCAGAGUAUGAGGCAACAUGGAACUUGCAGAGGAAGUCAGUAGGUGGAAAAACAUCUGGCAAAUUUCACUCGGCAGAGAAUAUUUUGGAUUCAGGGAUAGAAGAAGGCAACAGCACUGUGUGCAUCCAUGAAAGGUCCAGGUCUUCUCCAUCAGCAGACAUUCAUGGAGGAAGAAUCAGCCUGUCAAAAGAGAAACCAGUGGAGGGGGCUCAUCCAAAACACAAACGCCCAGAGAAAAUUCAUAGUGACAGUAGUAACCUUAAGGAGGUCACAACAGAGCCCAGUUCUUCCAUGGAAAACACUCCCAUGAUGGCUGUUCAUAAAGAAAGCAAUUCUGAUACAGAAACAAAGCAUUAUCUGGUUCCCAGUGACUUACCUGAAGCCACUGAUGAAGGGUUUACACAUGAGCACAUGAGCACCUUAGAGCGGCCUCCUUCCCUUUUCCAUGCUAAGCUGUCCUGUUCUUCAGAGGCCCAGAAGAUGGAUAGCACAGAGUCCGCGAGGCUUAGUGUAGCUCCUUCUGGUCUUUCUGAGGAGGAUGAGAAGAGAGAAGAACUUGUGAGAGACAUCAUGGGAAUGGAUAAGAGUCUUGUAGACAUUUUGGACCAGAGUAAGAUGAAGACCACUAUGGACCUGAUGGAAGGGAUCUACCCGCAGGGAGAGCAGCUUCUGGAGCGUCUACAGCAAAGGAGAAAGUCUGCUUCUAAGCAGUCUCCCAAACCCACACAGAAGAAAGAUGAUGACAAGAUAGCUGCCUCAGCCUCCCUAGCGACAAGUUCUUCAUAUUAUAGCACUUCAGCUCCCAAAGCCGAGCUUCUGAUUAAGAUGAAGGAUAUGCAAGAACAGAUGAAGGAGCAGGUCUCUGAAGAUGACCUUGAAUAUGAUUUGUCCAAGAAGAAGCAGGAGCUGAUUGACAGUCUGAGCAGGAAGCUUCGGGUACUGCGUGAGGCCAGAGAGAGUCUUCUAGAGGACAUGCAGGACAACAACACCCUGGGUGGAGAGGUGGAGGCAACAGUGCAGGCCAUUUGCAAGCCCAAUGAGCUGGAGAAGUUCAGAAUGUUUGUUGGAGACCUGGACAAAGUGGUCAGCCUGCUACUCUCACUGUCGGGGAGACUGGCACGUGUGGAAAAUGCACUCAAUAACCUGGACGAUAGUGUUUCAGCUGAGGAGAAGCACACACUAAGAGGAAAACAGAAGCUCCUGAUUCACCAGCAUGAAGACGCCAAGGAGCUGAAGGAGAACCUGGACCGAAGGGAGCGCCUGGUCUACGAAAUCCUGGCCAGCUACCUUAGUGAGGACUGCCUUGCUGACUACCAGCACUUUGUGAAGAUGAAGUCAGCCCUCAUCAUAGAGCAGAGAAAGCUUGAGGACUGGAUUAAACUGGGAGAGGAGCAGCUCAAGUGUCUGAAGGAAAGCCUGCCUCUGGAGCAGAGGCCGAGCUACUGAACGUAAUUGAAUUUGAUUUACACCAAGAGGUGAUAGUUUACCACCUUCAGCACUGUGACAUGUUGACCUUUUUGUUUUUCUCUGAGGAAGUUUAUCAGUAAAUGAGUAUUCUAAAAAAAAUCAAUUCAAUCCGGGAGAUAAACACAGUUGUUAAUUGGAUUUUUUGUUGUAAAUACAUUUAUUUCAGGUAAUUUAUGAUUAAUUAUUGCUAUGGAUUUCCCAAUGCUGUUGUGUUUUUUCUUUUUUGAAGUCAGCAGUUUUAAAGCUAAUAAUUUUUACUGCAAGUAACGUGUGAGUGGUCACCACAGAUGAAGGCUUUUGAAAGGUUUCCCUGUAAUAAGACACAUACUUAUUUUCAAGGUCUAAGCAAAUUCUUUUAGCAAAUAUUUAUAUGUGACUGUAAGACAAAUUCAAAACUCAGUUAUACUGUACUCUAAUAAGAAAAAAUGUUAAGAUGAAAGGCAUGCAAGAACAAGUCUUACCAAAUCUGGUCUUAUAGAGUUUUAUCCGACAUUAGAGAAAUUUACCAAUAGGUGGAUUAACAGUUAUUAUAAAUUCCCGAAAGCCUUCCACAACUAUUUGUUCAUAAAUCAUUAUUAAGCACUUUGUCAUGGCCAUUUAGAAUGGAUCGGGAUCCUAUCAUGUGAAAAAUAAGCAUGUAGCCGUAAUAUUUACGUUUACAUUUACAGUAGGCGUUUGGCAGGUGCUCUUAUCCAGCACAAAAAGUGCUUUGAGGAAAUAGAUGUCUCUUGAGUCGUCAUUUAAAGAUUGCCAAAGUCUCAGCUGUACGGACAUCUAGAGAAAGUUCAUUUCACCACCUAGGUGCCAGAACAGAAAAGAGUCUGGAUGCAUGUCUUCUUUGAUCCCUGAGAGACGGUGGGACCAGAUGAGCAGUGCUGGAAGAUCAGAGGGAACGUGAUGCGAGAGGUAAGUUGGUGUGGAGCCAUUUUUAGCUUUGUAGGCAAGCAUCAGGAUUUUGAAUUUAAUGCGGGAAGCUAAAGGAAGCCAGUAUGGGGAGCGGAUAAGUGGUGUGGCAGAAUAUCAUGGAUAGGGCACCAAUUUAUUGCCUACCAAAAUACAAGUUUUUUAUAAAUAUUCACUGGCCUUCUAACUGUAAAAAGUACAGUAUAUAUACCCUGUUUAGCAAUAACAUUAAGCCCAAUGUGGUUUAUCUUCCCCUUAAUGCUAUUGGGGUGGCUCUGGCCCUGAAGGGUAUGACUCGACAAGAUCUCUGGUGGUGUGCUGUGGUGUCUGUGGUGGCUAGUGCCGUUACUGAUCAGUGUAGAUGUCCAUUAUACUGUAAGAGGGUUUAGAACACAUAAAGAUGUACUAGAUGUAGCCACAACUGUGAAAUAUUUGAAACUCUGAUUUUUGAAUGUGCAUACCUGAAUCCAAACCAAAUGGAGUGUAUGUUAUUUGAAUGCAUAAAAUAUACAUGUGGCUUUUAUGCAGAUGGUGUUUUACAGUAUAUAACAGUUUUCUCGUUAGUUGGGGCAUUGAUGAGCUUUUUUUUCUUCUUUUUCUUUUUUUCUUUUUUUAAUGGGUAGAAAAAUACCUAAAUGAACCGAAGGAGCUUCAUUUUAGUAAUGUUGUUGUAUAUUGUGCAUAUAAUAUAAGAAUAUAAGAAUAUAAGAAUGUUUAGAACUAAGAACUAAUAUGAUAUAUACUGUAAACAUUUUAAGGGGGAUACAGUAUAAACCUAUUGGUCACUUUGAUAGGAACAUGUUGAUGGGAACAUUAUAGAACUCUUCAUUCAUUCAGUUAUCAAAUCAUCAUCCCCCCUUCUGUUUGUUAUGAACAUUAACUAAAAUAUUGACCUUUAUCUACAAACAUUUAUGCAUUUAUGGAAUUCUGUCACAUGAUUGGCUGAUUGGAUAAUUUCAUGUGUAUGCAGGGGUUUAAAUACUAACCUUUAAAACGUCAUCAGUAUACAGUGCAUCUGGAAUGUAUUCACAGCGCAUCCCUUUUCCCCACAUUUCCCACAUCUAUGUCAUUGUCCAUCGUCCCUAAGUGGAAGAAGUUUAAAACCACCAGGACUCUUCCUAGAGCUGUCCGGCCAUCUAAACUGAGUGAUCGGAGGAGAAGGGCCUUAGUCAGGGAGGUGACCAAGAACCCAAUGGUCACACUGUCAGAGCUCCAGAGGUCCUCUGUGGAGAGAGGCGAAACUUCCAGAAGGACAAUCAUCUCUGCAGCAAUCCACCAAUCAGGCAUAUAUGAUAGAGUGGCCAGACGGAAGCCACUUCUUAGUAAAAGAAAGAAGUUUUCUUCCUGGCAGCUUAUUGUAGUGGCUCCACAUGCUCCUGGCGGCUCGCCUGAAGUUUGCCAAAAGGCACCUGAAGGACUUUCAGAUCAUGAGAAACAAAAUUCUCAGGUCUGAUGAGACUCUCUGGCCCCUCUACCAUAUAGACCUGAUUAGUUUAGAUGGCCGGCCAGCUCUAGUAAGAGUCCUGGUGGUUUCGAACUUCUUCCACUUACGGAUGAUGGAGGCCACUGUGCUCAUUGGGACCUUCAAAGCAGCAGAAAUUUUUCUGUAACCUUCCUCAGAUUUGUGCCUCGAGACAAUCCUGUCUCUGAGCACUACAGACAGUUCCUUUGACUUCAUGCUUGGUUUGUGCUCUGUCUACGGUGGGACCUUAUAUAGACAGGUGUGUGCCUUUCAAAAUAAUGUCUAAUCACCUGAAUUUACCAGGUGGACUCCAAUUAAGCUGGAGAAACAUUUUGAGGAUGAUCAGGGAAACAGGAUGUGCCUGAGCUCAAUUUUGCAAAGGCUGUGAAUACUUAUGUACAUGUGCUUUCUUAAUUUUUUUUAUUUUUAAUAAAUUUGCCAAAAUCACAAGUAAACUUUUUUCAUGUUGUCAUUAUGGGGUGUUGUGUGUCGAAUUCUGAUUUUUUUAAAUUUAUUUAAUCUAUUUUAGAAUAAGGCUGUGAUAUAACAAAAUGUGGAAAAAGUGAUGAGCUGUCAAUACUUUCCGGAUGCACUGUAUGUUUAUCUUCAAUUUUUAUUAUAGCUUUAAAAGUCCCAUGUUGUAUGUCAGAAGUAUUAGGUGAUAACCUAUUUUGAGUAUGAUGCAACACUGGGUUCUCCUUACAGCUGACUCUAAAACUUCCUCAAAGCCUCCCAGAGCUAUAUAGAUACAGGGACAUAAAUGGUCAGGGUGCAGUCGAGUCAAUGUUCAAGCACAACAGACAUACUGUACUGUAUCCCUUUACUUAAGAUCCUGAUGAUAUACUCCAUCAUCUAUAUAAAACUACAACUAUAAAAAAACUGAUGUAUUUGAAUUGUCAGCAUUAAAUGAGUAUUUAAGUGGAAUUUUAUUGUUUUUUUUUUUGUUUGUUUUUUUCACCAAGCAGCAUUUAGGAAGUUAGGCCAUGUAGGCAAUUUAACAAAAUGCCACACCUUUUAACCAAUUGUGACUUUUCUCAUAAAUUCUGUCACAAUUCCUGGCAUAUUGCCUAAUUUCAUGUUCACUGCGCCAUAAAUUUCAAUUGCUUUGAUGGUAGAAGCAAAAAAAAAAAAAGGCUUGUCCCACAUCCUUUGAUUUUAUUGUACCAUUUUACACAGCUUUACAACAUCUGACCGUAACAAUAUCUGUGGCAUAGGUGCUGUGAUGGUUUUAUUGAGGACGUCAGCCCCGUCAUCUGGAAGGAGUGUGUAUGAGUGGUUAAUAAUUGAUACAUACAGUCCUUUUUAUAUUUACUCUGAAUGGCUGUGAGGAGGAAGUGAGGCUCUUACUGAGUUUCAGGUGCAAUGUUAAACCUUUGUAUUGUGCUUUAAACAUCAUCAUUGAACUGCUUAAGGUGAGGACAGCUUUAGUUAUAGUUUAGAUUUUCUGAAUGGAUUUUUGUUCAUUUAUAUAUAUAUAUAUAUAUAUAUAUAUAUAUAUAUAUAUAUAUAUAUAUAUUUGCGCCCUAAUAACAUAUGUUUCUGAAUGACUGUACAUCAUUUCGGAGGUUGUGGUUUUAAAGUAAAAUUUAAAUAGACAAUUUAGACAUAAAAAUAUUCAAGUAUUCCAGUUAUCUUUUAAUUAUGUUUGGUGUUUAUGUUAUUUAUGUAUAAUUGUGCAAAAAAUGAAUAAAUAAACAUUGUAAGGCUUUUAUGCUUAUAAAGCUUACGGGUUUGUCAUCACUAGUCAUAGUUUGUUUCUCCUUUGUUCAUUAGCUAAAAGGAAAAAAAAUGUGUUGUUGUGACCUUUAAUUAGCAGAAAUUGUGAAGUGCAAUGAGAUGUUGAUUUCAAUAAAAGGAACAGUUCAGUUUUUA